Messenger RNA from Rhododendron vialii, 1333 nucleotides. RefSeq names its product protein THYLAKOID ASSEMBLY 8-like, chloroplastic. NCBI's taxonomy places the organism in Eukaryota, Viridiplantae, Streptophyta, Magnoliopsida, Ericales, Ericaceae. Bases 82 to 864 code for a protein of 260 amino acids. The transcript has 3 exons. The record is from RefSeq and is a predicted model, not a curated record. Gene Ontology annotation, molecular function: protein binding.
UCCAUCACACUUCGUUAAACCCUGUAAUCGUCUCGUCUCCUCCCUUCAAACCCCAAGUACUUUCUCUCUCUCUCACUCUAGAUGUCAUUUCUCAGAGCCAUUUGCAGGUCGAAAACCCCAUUACCUGCUCCCUCAAUCGUCCUCCAUGACUUACUCAGAAUACCCACAACCACAAUCAAAGACUCUUCUCCUUCCUCUUCUUCAACACCACAAUUUACAAAUUCACCCUCCUUCACGAGCGGUAUCAGCUUCUGCCACUUCCACGACGGGAGGCCCAGAGGGCCCCUGUGGAGGGGCAAGAAAAUGAUCGGCAAAGAAGCCCUUUUCGCGAUAUCGGGUUUGAAGAGAUACAAGGAUGAUGAAGAGAAGCUUGAAAAAUUCAUCAAAACCCACGUCUCUAGGCUCUUGAAAAUGGAUAUGAUUGCUGUGCUUGUUGAACUAGAACGCCAAGAUGAGGUCACUUUAGCCCUCAAGAUCUUCAGGAUGAUUCAAAAAGAAGACUGGUAUAAGCCCGAUAAAUUCCUCUAUAAGGACCUAAUUAUGGCAUUAGCAAAAUGUAAGAAAAUGGAUGAUGCCAUGCAAUUGUGGGAAACCAUGAGAAAGGAGGAUCUAUUUCCUGAUUCUCAAACAUACACUGAAGUAAUUCGGGGCUUCUUGAGGUGUGGGUCUCCUGCAGAUGCCAUGAACAUUUAUGAGGACAUGAAGCAAUCUCCGGAUCCACCGGAGGAGUUGCCAUUUAGGAUAUUGUUGAAGGGACUUCUGCCACAUCCGCUCUUGAGAAACAGAGUAAAGCAAGAUUUUGAGGAAAUUUUUCCUGACAGCAGUUCUUAUGAUCCUCCAGAAGAGAUAUUUGGGUUACGAUAAGGUCAGACAGAUAAUCUGCGACAACAAACACUGCAAUAAUUGCACCCUGUGUUGACUACCCAGCAAUCAGCUCAUGCAAUCCUUGCUAUUCAUGAUGACUAUUCGUGCUACGAGCUCCCUUUGGCUUGCUCGUCGAAGAGAUUGACAUUACCACCAACUUCUCCACCCAAUUUCUUCCGACUUUUCUGCAUGGCGGAAAAGUUUGGAUGGCUCAAUUUAGGUGAAAGUGAUGUCUAUUAUGUUCUUCUGUCUAGAUGAUGUAGGUAUACCAGUCUGUUUAUCCAUCCAUAUGAACUAUGUAUCCAGUGUGAAGCACGUUCUGCAGUCACUGUAAUGGAGUUUCCGUCUCUUAUUCAUUUAAGGAAUACUGCUGCAAAAUACCCAUUUAUAUGUCUGUUUCGCUUCAUCGUUUUUAAUUGCUGUCAAACAGAUGAUUUUUUUCCCUAUGGAAGGCAAGUUGAAUUGUCCA